CAAGGGGUCAAUUAUCUAGAUAAAAGGCCGUUUAAGAUAAAUUUGUUCAAAGAAUAUUCUUUAUAUAAUAGUUAAUAGACCAGUAAACUUGUUCUGUUAACCAAAGUACAAAUAAAGAUGGGUUUCAAGAUCAAUAAUUUUUUGGUGCUGUGCAUUAUUGUUGCUUUGAUCGCAAUUGCAUCGAACGCUUUUGAAAUUAGAGAAAGGAGGGAAGCGCCUGCAACGACAAACCAAAAUACAGCACAAACCAUCGAUGAAUUAAUCGAACAAUUCAAAACUGGAGUUAGCCAACUGGCAGAAAAAGUCAAGGAUAACGACUUGCUGCAAAACAUCACAGCCACCCUCCAAAAGGCCGGCCAAGACCUCACCGCCAAAGCAAACGACUUCAUGAAAAAAGCAGAAACCAAACAAUGAUUUUUUUAAAUAAAACAAUUUACAUUAAAAACUUUGUUUAUUAUCCAUAAAAAUACUGUAAUAAAUACUAUAAAUAA
Messenger RNA from Brassicogethes aeneus, 491 nucleotides. Lineage: Eukaryota; Metazoa; Arthropoda; Insecta; Coleoptera; Nitidulidae. The record is from the annotation of a GenBank genome assembly.